Messenger RNA from Kickxella alabastrina, 1777 nucleotides. Its product is annotated as WD40-repeat-containing domain protein. Bases 188 to 1657 code for a protein of 489 amino acids. Gene Ontology annotation, cellular component: nucleolus. The record is from RefSeq and is a predicted model, not a curated record. The transcript is spliced from 5 exons. NCBI's taxonomy places the organism in Eukaryota, Fungi, Kickxellomycota, Kickxellomycetes, Kickxellales, Kickxellaceae. Gene Ontology annotation, molecular function: protein binding. Gene Ontology annotation, biological process: rRNA processing; positive regulation of transcription by RNA polymerase I.
AUUUAUGUGUAGGUUUUUUUCUGCUUCUCUCAUGAAGCGCCCAAUUUUUUUUUGGUUGCUCCCUUUUCAAUUUCUCACUGCACUUUUGUUUUAUUUCUUUCAAUUGCAUUUGACUCAAUUUGCGUUCUGCUACAAGGUGCGAUAUAUUUCUCUCUUUUUUUGAAACACACAACCACAGUCACAAACAAUGGACUUUAAACCGCUGGGAGUAGCACGGGCAGCACGCAACGCCGGGUACUGGAAAAAGUUCCAGUCGCCGGUACUGAUCAAGGAGUACGGCAUGGUGACAUCGCUUGAGUUUAGCCCGAUCAAGCCGCACGAUCUGGUGGUGACUGCGUCGACGCGGCUUCAGAUGUACAGCGGACGCACGGGGCAGCUGAAAAAGUCAAUCACGCGCGGAUCGUUCCGCUCCGACGGCAAGCUGCUGGUAGCUGGUGACGAUUCCAACCUGGUGCAGGUAUUUGAUGUCAACAGCCGCGCGAUCCUGCGGACAUUCAAGGGCCAUACGGAUCCGGUACAUGUGACCGGAUCAGACGAUGCUACGGUGCGUAUUUGGGAUAUUGCCAGCCAGACAGCCGUGGCGACAUUUGAGGACCAUACCGACUAUGUGCGCAGUGGAUGUGUGUUUGCCGAAAACCCCAAUCUGGUGGCCACCGGGUCGUACGACCACACGGUGCGGAUCUGGGACGUACGCGCGAAUCGGUGCGCCGUCCAGAUCGAUAUUGAGGAUCCGGUGGAAGCCGUGGUGGCGCUGGCAGGAUCCGGCGUGCUGGCCGUUGCCGCUGUUGACAUCACGAUGGGCGGGCGACCGCUGGUCAGCAUGGGUAAUCACGAGAAGACUGUGACGUCGCUGUGCCUGGACAACAGCGGCGGACGGCUGCUGGCAGGCUCCCUGGACCAUCACGUCAAGGUGUACGACGUGCAGACAUUCAAGAUGACGUACAGCGCCAACUACCCGGCACCAGUGCUCAGCGUGGCCCUGUCUCCCGACAACACGCUGUUGGCCGUCGGUAUGGCCUCAGGCGUGUUCUCACUGCGUCGCCGCACCGUGUCUGCCAAGGAGCAGGCAUCUGUUCAGGUGGAGAAGGCCCGCCCGUACUACGCCUCCCGUGCCUACUUCAUGCGUGGUGCCUCCAACAAGGGCGCCGACGAUGAUCUGCGCAUCGAACACAAGCGCCAUCGCAGCCUGGCUGACUAUGACAAAUUCCUGCGCAAGUUCGAGUACGCUCGUGCGCUCGACGCUGUCCUAGCCAACAACCGCACGGGUCUGACUGUUGUGUCGCUGUUGCAGGAACUGGUGCACCGCGACGGCCUGGGCACCGCGCUAUCGGGCCGCGAUGAGCUGUCGCUGGAUCCUAUUCUGCGCUUUGUUAUCAAGUUCAUCGACAACCCGCGCUACACGCAGCUACUCGUCAGGGUCGCCGAGGUACUUCUGGACAUCUACGGCCAGCUGCUGCACCAGUCUGCGCGUAUUGCCGAUCUCCUCAUGCGCCUGCGGUCCAAGGUGCGUGUCGAGCUGCGCGUGCAGCAGGACCUUACCAUGCUGCUGGGCUCGAUGGAUAUGCUUAUGUCGGCCUGCGAAGUCAGCCAUUCCAGAGCUGCCUACUUGCCCGAGGACGACGGCGACUUGGCUUCCGCCACUGCCACUGCCCUGUGAGUGUAAAUGGGGGAGGAAGUGGCAAUGCAAAAAAAUUAAAGACCCUGCCGCUGUCCUAGUUAACUUUCUUUCUUUCUUUCCAGUUUAUCUGAUCUGAUUUUAAACAUAUUGCCUGUCGAC